This is a messenger RNA of Closterium sp. NIES-67, 1515 nucleotides long. The record is from the annotation of a GenBank genome assembly. Lineage: Eukaryota; Viridiplantae; Streptophyta; Zygnematophyceae; Desmidiales; Closteriaceae.
AUGGCGGCGGCACUCGGUGCUCAAGUAACCGAUCUGACGUUUAAGGCUUAAUGGACACCGUCAGAGUCGGCCGGCCGGCGGCUCUGGUUCGCGUCAGCUCUAGCCACGUCAGGGGUGGGAUUUGAGUCUUGGGCCACGUCAUCCUCUUCCACCGCCACACCUCGCCCCUCAAGGCGCAGCCACUGGGGGUGUUGGUUCCAAAAGGGAGUGGGCUGUCUGCUGCUGCUACUGCUGAUGGUGGGAAAAGGCAAGGUUUUUGAGGCGCCUCAAAAUGCUUUUAAGGAGCUUCAAAAGCACUCUCAGUUCUGGUGGGGAAAGGCAAGGGGGGCUGGGAACUGGUGGGGGUGGUGGGAAAAGGGGAGGCCUUGGUGUGGUAUGGUAUGUCUGAUCUGUUAGUGUGCUAUGCCAUGGUGGUAUGCCAUAGUGUGGUAUGCCAUAGUGCGGUGUGUCAUAGUGUGGUCUGUCAUGUCAUAGUGUGGUAUGCCAUAGUGUGGUAUGUCAGUGUGGUAUGUCAUAGUGUGGUAUGCCAUAGUGUGGUAUGUCAGUGUGGUAUGUCAGUGUGGUAUGUCAUAAUGUGGUAUGUCAUAGUGUGGUCUGUCAUAGUGUGGUAUGUCAGUGGGGUAUGUCGUAGUGCGGUAUGCCAUAGUGCGGUAUGCCAUAAUGCGGUAUGCCAUAGUGUGGUAUGUCAUAGUGUGGUAUGUCAUAGUGUGGUAUGGCAUGGUGUGGUAUGUCAUGGUGUGGCAUGUUAUGGUGUGGCAUGUCAUGGUGUGGCAUGUCAUGGUGUGGCAUGGCAUGGUGUGGCAUGGCAUGGUGUGGUAUGUCAUGGUGUGGCAUGCCAUGGUGUGGUAUGUCAUGGUGUGGUAUGGCAUGGUGUGGCAUGGCAUGGUGUGGCAUGUCAUGGUGUGCCAUGUCAUGGUGUGGCAUGUCAUGGUGUGGCAUGUCAUGGUGUGGCAUGCCAUGGUGUGGUAUGCCAUGGUGUGGUAUGUCAUGGUGUGGCAUGCCAUGGUGUGGUAUGUCAUAGUGUGGUAUGGCAUGGUGUGGCAUGUCAUGGUGUGGCAUGUCAUGGUGUGGCAUGCCAUGGUGUGGCAUGCCAUGUGCAGGUUGGCAGCAGCUGGAGGGAAGUGGAGCGAGAUUGAAGAUGAGGAGGACUGCUGGGGAAGGGAAGAGCAAGGUGGAGGAUGGCAAGCAUGGCUGCCUGAAUGCAGGCUCAGUUUGUCCUUAGGUGCUUAACCCAGUAGGAUGCAAUUGUGCGCAGAACUCUGUGUCUGCCUGAACCUGCCUGUUCUGGUAAUGCUGCUUGCUUAGGUGCCUGGAUGUUCUUUUGCGUUUACAUGUGGUAGUAGGUAAUACUGUAUAAGCCUGGCAUGAAAGAAUGCCAAAUCAUCAGCCAGGGCUUGUGAGAUGCACACGCUAAAACCUGGUGCAUGGUUGUCUUGUCUGGCGCGGUGCCAGUGGCCAGCAUGAAGUGGAUGUCUCAGCCAGCACACUGAUGCCAUGCAAAGCAAAGCCUUUUAC